CCGGAGUAGCUUUGCUGAAGGACCUUUGCCGGAGCAAAUUUUGUCCCUGAUGAUGAAGCUGCUGGUCCUGUUUUGGUUUCUCGUCGCCGCCGAUUCCCUGCCGGCGAAGCGCGACUGGAAGGGCGACGAGGAGACCCCGUCGCGGAGGGACGCGGGAUCGCUGAUGGAUGCCGCCGAGAGCAGGGUGGAUGUCGCCGUUGACAGGUUGAAGGAGAACUUGACAGAAGAAUCCAUAAAAGAAAUCUACGACCGAUUGUGCAUUGGGUUCGGAGUGAAUAGAAGGGAGGACCCAAUGGAUGAGCUAAACAGGCGGUUUUGCAUCGGCUUGUCGUGGAAGAGGAGCGGGGAGAAUGCCCUGGAGUCGCAAUGGUUCAAUAAAACCCCGGGGGAUGGGAGAAGAGUUCGGAUGUCACAAUGGGACGAAAAAGAGAAUGACGGAGGGGGUGGAAUGAUGGUGGUGAAGGAUGAAGGGAAUCGAAUCCAGGUCCUCCAGGUUCCCGGUCGAGUUUGCUACCACUACACCACCAAACCCAAGAACCUGAGUCGAUCUUCUCCAUCCCAUCCCUAA
Darwinula stevensoni is the source of this 568-nucleotide messenger RNA. Lineage: Eukaryota; Metazoa; Arthropoda; Ostracoda; Podocopida; Darwinulidae. The record is from the annotation of a GenBank genome assembly.